AUGGAGGCUGCAGGGCCUCCCCAGGCCAGGACGUGCUGCCAGGACGCCCUGGAGAAACUCUUCCCUCGCCUCUGCUUCCUCUGUUCCCUGGUGACCUAUGCGCUGGUGGGUGCCCUGCUCUUCUCAGCCAUUGAGGGUGGCCGGGACCUGGGGGCAGGUGACCCGGAGUUUGAGGAUUUCUUGAAGGAGCUCUGCGGCCUUUUAAAAUGCAACAGAACUGCUAUGGAAGACAGGAAACCCGACCUCAGGGAGCUGCUGUCCAGGGUGAAGUCCCAGUGGUUUAGCACGUCUGCAGACUGGUCCUUCCUGAGCUCGCUCUUUUUCUGUUGCACAGUUAUCAGCACAGUGGGUUACAGCCACGUCUACCCGGUCACCAGGCUCGGCAAGUACUUGUGCAUGCUCUACGCUCUCUUCGGCAUCCCCCUGAUGGUCCUGGUGCUCGCGGACACAGGCGACAUCCUGGCAACCGUCUUAUCCAGGUCUUACAGUCGGUUCCGAGAGCUCCCAUUCCUCCGCCCUCCCCUGGCCAAGUGGUGCUCCCGACUGCUGUGCGGGACAGGGCCUGGCGCCGAGCCCCGGGACCAGGCCGUGCCCAGGAUCGUCAUCAAUGCGCAGGAGCCCCCGGGCCCCAAACCUGGCAGCUGUGCCUCUGGCCCGGGCGGCCACGUGGAGCUGCUCGAGAGGCUUCUGGCGGGGGAGAAGCAGGGCGCCCUGGCGUCCCCGAGCCCGUCCUACUCCGUCAUCAGCAACCUGGGCGAGGUGGGCCGCCAGGCGGAGCGGCUGGACUUGCCCCUGCCCGUGGUGGCCCUCAUAGUUUUCGCCUCCAUCUCCUGGGCGGCCGCCAUCCUCCCGGCCUGGGAGCGGCGCCUGGGCUUCGAGGACGCCUUCUACUUCUGCUUCGUCACGCUGACCACCAUCGGCUUGGGGGACAUGGCUUUAGAGCACCCGCAUUUCUUCUUGUUUUUCUCCCUCUACAUCAUCGUGGGGAUGGAGAUCCUCUGCAUCGCCUUCAAGCUCAUGCAAAACAGGCUGAUUCGCAUGUACAAGCAUCUCCUGCUGUUCUUGGCAAAAGGGAAGUUUUAG
Molecule: messenger RNA, 1083 nt
Organism: Miniopterus natalensis
Lineage: Eukaryota; Metazoa; Chordata; Mammalia; Chiroptera; Miniopteridae
Gene: KCNK18
Product: potassium two pore domain channel subfamily K member 18
Biological process (GO): potassium ion transmembrane transport; stabilization of membrane potential
Cellular component (GO): plasma membrane
Molecular function (GO): outward rectifier potassium channel activity; potassium ion leak channel activity
Source: RefSeq, a predicted model, not a curated record